This is a messenger RNA of Diaporthe citri, 1062 nucleotides long. RefSeq lists its product as uncharacterized. The transcript has 3 exons. The record is from RefSeq and is a predicted model, not a curated record. Bases 1 to 1062 code for a protein of 353 amino acids. Lineage: Eukaryota; Fungi; Ascomycota; Sordariomycetes; Diaporthales; Diaporthaceae.
AUGGAGACAACUCAGGGUCAAGCCUCGGCACAGUAUCCCGCCGAUCCCAACGGUGGUCAACGUCCGGUAGUUGACUCCCCAGCUACAUCGCAGGGUCAGGGAAGAUCUUUCGACUGCCGCAUCCUCUUCUUCACCCUCCGGCUCGGAAUCGUCCUCAACGCCCUCGCGUACAGAGACGUCAUUGCCCAAGGUUCAGGUCGCCUGUGUAGGCUGCUGUCUCAGAUCAAGGCCAACCUCCCCGAACAGGCUUGCGAUAUCAGUCCCAUCGAGGCGAUCGUGAUCAACAAACUGUCGGACCGGCACAGCUUCUUGACCUGGAUGUUGCAACACCUGCAGUUCACCUAUCAACACCCAAUUAACACACCGUUGCCCGCGGACCUCAUUCCACGUCCUACGUAUGAUCGCUGCAUCUCGAUAUGGGUCGACCUGCACACGGUUGCACACUUCUUUGAGAUUGAGCGUCUCCAACAAUUCACCGCCGCCUGUGUGAGCACGCAAAUCACAACGCUUUUCACGAGAUUCUUCCUCAUCUCCACGGUGGGUUCUCCGGGAUCAGCGCAAUUCAAGCAGCCCAACAUACCCGGCAUGCUGGAGCAGACAGCCGAUGCCAUCGCGAGGGCGGCGCGCGUCGUCCCUGCCACCAGCGGGCUCUGGGUUCGGACUGCGCGCUUCUUCCUCACCAUGCGGCAUGUCACCGACUUCCUCGACGGCGGACACCGGGUCAUGCAGCAAAUCCUGCGGCUCAACCACAUUGGCCCCUUUGCCCACGCCUUGGUGAGAGCAGAACUCUUUUGCCAGUCCGCCGGCCUCGAGGGCGUCUUUCAGACAUCCAUGGACUGGAACCUGCAGCACGCGGACUGCGCGUGUACGGGCUGCAGCAACAUAAUCUGGCGCGGGGACCUGGUCAAGCGGACGUCUGCCGAGAUAGCUUCUGGCGCGGUGCAGAAGUUCGCUUUGGUCAACCCGUACGACGGCUUCAAGACUGUGUUCUGCGACUUUUGCAGCCGGCGCUGUGGUGUGCCUUGGGACAACGGAAACAAGCCUUGCGUUCCGCACGAGUAG